Messenger RNA from Blepharisma stoltei, 1749 nucleotides. Lineage: Eukaryota; Ciliophora; Heterotrichea; Heterotrichida; Blepharismidae. The record is from the annotation of a GenBank genome assembly.
AUGGAAAAACAGCUGAAAAUUCGGGUCGCUAACACACAAUAUGAUAUUAUAAAAUUAGUUGCCAAAGAAAUCAUGGGAUGAGAGCUAAAUGACGAUCCUAGCAGCGACGACUGAGAUAUAUGCUGGCAAGAUUAUGCAGUUACAAUCGACCAAUUCAACAAUUUAAAACCUCUCCAAAAAAUCAAUCAUUUUCCAGGGAUGUUUGCACUAGCUCGUAAGAACAAGCUUGCUUUAAAUUUACAACAAAUGAAAAUAUUUUUCGAAAAUGAGUAUAAUUUUUUCCCAAAUACCUGGCUUCUUCCUCGAGAUUUAUAUGAUUUAAAAAAUAAAGGCAAAAAUAAAACUCUGAUUGUGAAGCCUGAAGCAUCUUCUCAAGGUAAAGGAAUUUUUUUAACUAAGAGCAUUGAAGGACUUCCUGAAAAAUGUGUGGUCCAAGAGUACAUUUCCGACCCUUUUUUGAUUGAAAAUUUGAAAUUUGACUUGAGGAUCUAUGUAUUGGUUUUAGGCUGUGAUCCAUUAAGAAUCUACAUAUAUGAAGAAGGCCUAGUAAGAUUUGCGACUGAAGAAUAUAUUGAUCCUUUAAAUAGUAUAGAUAAAGUUUGCAUGCAUUUAACAAACUAUGCAAUAAACAAAAAUAAUCCCAAAUUUAUCACUGGAAAUGGUGAUGAAGGGCAUAAACGGAGUAUAAGUUGACUAUUUGGAUAUCUGGAUGAUGUUGGUCAUAACACUGAAAAGCUGUGAAAUGAUAUUAAAGACAUUGUAAUUAAAACGCUGAUUAGUGCUCAUCCGUACUUGUCAUAUAUUUAUAGAUUAUCUCAUCCUCAUGAUAUUUCAAAUUCUAUUCUGCUUAUAAUAAAAUAUGAAUAUUUUAAUAGGUGUCGCUUUUACUUUCAUAUAGAAAAUAGAUAAUUAUAUUAGUAAUAAAACAGUAUAUGUGUUUUGAAUUGCUAGGGUUUGAUAUUUUGGUAGAUUCAAGCUUAAAGCCAUGGCUUCUUGAAGUUAAUCAUACUCCAAGCUUCAAAACUGACACGCCAAUUGAUGAGCUUGUAAAACGAAUGGUUAUUCUGGACACUUUUAAUUUAAUUGGAAAGCCACCGAAUGAUAAUGAAAGAAAUGCACUUUUGCUGCAUACAAAAACGAUGCUGAAAUCUUUAUCUUUCAAUGAAAUGAAAAAAUGAAGAAAAACUGAAGAAAAUAGGUCUCAAAAACUAAACUCUAUUUUUAUAUAAUAAAAUAUUUCUUAGAUAUAAAGGAUUAUUUUAAAUUAAAAUAAAGAGAAUUUGUUUUGAAAUUAGUGUAAGAGAAAAAAUUGAACAAGAAAUUGAAGGCGGCUAUCAAAAAAUAUUUCCAAAUGAUAUUGGUGACUAUGAAAAAUUUAUCAUGGGAGCAAGGAGAGCCUGAUCUAAAAAUCAUAGCUCUUUAAAAAAAUCUGAAAAAAUAGUAGAAGAAGAGAAAAAGCCAAUUAAGAAAAAAAUCAGUUUUCCAAAGCUUAAAAAAGCAUUUUUCGAGCCUCCCAAGAUUAAGCCAAUCAAAUUACGAGAAAUGACCCCAAAGCCAUCAGUGAUGACUAUUUCUUUUUAUAAGCCUGCUCCAAAAUAUUCCCAAGCGUCUUUCUAUAGCAUCCCCAAAAAGAAACGAGCUUUUUCAGGAAAUUUUGUCAAGCCAAAAAUGGUUGAAUAUGAAGGAGAGAUGGCCCGCGAAGAAAGCAAAGGCUAUAUGAGGAUGAAAAUAAUUUCCUAUUACUUGUAA